CAUCGAUCCAUCAAGUCGCGGGGUCAAAGACGCUUUAAUCAUGGCCUCAACGACAUCCUACAGUCAAGGAGAAACCUCACAGCGAGCCCCGCACAGGCGAGCUAACGUGGGAUGGCUCUCCCCUUCAACCCAACCACCGAAAGCAAUUAUCAACAGCAACUACGGCCCUGCGCUCACAAACGAGGAAUUAUAUGCUGUAGCGCGUAGCCUCUCUAAAUUAGACCAGUUUCUUCUUCUCUAUUGUCAACAUUUCUACCAGCAAAUCUCGUCUGGUGACCUCAACCCAGGCGAUAUAUCUGCGCAGAGACUGGCUCUGAACGACUUGGAGGAUCUUCGGACGAUCAUAACUCAGAUUCAAGAUAUCAAUAACGGCCGGUUUGUGUUCAGUAGCCUUUACCUGAAGGAGAGACAUAUCCUUUACUACUGGGGAAGAGCUUUUUCAUUUCUUUCCCAGAAUCUCCUAGCAGGGGAUGAAAUACACCAACCUUCGCUGGGGAACCUCAAGAGAGUCACAGAAUAUGCCGCCGAUAUAGAGAGUGCACUGCUUGAUGCAGGUGCGGCAGGGGCACUGGCAUCUGAUUAUCGAUUGGUGCUCUCCGAGCGAUGGGAUCUUCUCGAAAGCGCCUUCAACUUAUACCAUCAGCAUUCGCAAUCUCCUCGAACGAUUGCAAGAUGGCCCGAAAUAGCGCGCAAAGUCCAAGCGGCACCGAAAGUGUCGCCUCAAGACACCAAAGCAGGUCUUCCAACGCAGUCCGGUACAUUCAAUACAAUACUCUGGCUGACAUUCGUGGGAACAACAUUGUCUAAUGUCUGGACCUUUGCUCUUGCCUACAACUACUCAGACCACUCACCGGGAACUACAAAAGACGCAGAUUUCUGGUUUCUCAUGCAAAGCUGCAUCACGCAGGGGUUUACUUUGAUCAUCUCAGGCAUCCCUUUAAAGGCAGAUCCUCGAUUGCGGAAGCGCACUUGGGUGCCACCGAUGUUGCUAGCGCUGGUCUGCACGGUUAUAGCACCGCCACUUUAUCUCGCAGCUCCGACGGAGUGGUCCAGCUUUGUUGGUCUUAUAGCAACUGGCAUUCAGGCCUUUAUGGUUUUACAGCUUGUGACAGUUUCAUGA
Fusarium odoratissimum NRRL 54006 is the source of this 1120-nucleotide messenger RNA. RefSeq lists its product as uncharacterized. NCBI's taxonomy places the organism in Eukaryota, Fungi, Ascomycota, Sordariomycetes, Hypocreales, Nectriaceae. The transcript is spliced from 4 exons. The record is from RefSeq and is a predicted model, not a curated record. Bases 41 to 1120 code for a protein of 359 amino acids.